This is a messenger RNA of Paramuricea clavata, 6268 nucleotides long. Lineage: Eukaryota; Metazoa; Cnidaria; Anthozoa; Malacalcyonacea; Plexauridae. The record is from the annotation of a GenBank genome assembly.
AUGCCAUCAACUGACGCACACAAAGUUUCAGACAGGGACAAGAGAAUGGUAUGCUAAUUUUAUAUUUACAUAAUUGUGCGUAACUUAAUUUGUUUGACUGAACUGGUGUCGUGACUAAACUGAUUUAAUAAACAUAUAUAUCAUUAUAUAACAUGAAACUAACACUUAAAUUAAACUGAUAUACAGUAUAAAUUGGGCAAAGCUUAUAAGAAAGACAAUUUCGUUUAGUCUGUGCAUCAGAGCUUUCUUUGUAUUUUGUGGCUUCAGCCAUGCUGAUUUUUGUAAUUUCCGUUUGUAAUUUCUGUAUGCAAUUUGAUACUAGAUACAGUAUGAACUGUUUUGUAGAUCGUAAAGGAAGCAAUAUCCUCACAGGAAAGGCCAGAGUGUUCUACUGCUGAGCCAACCACAUCCAAAGAAGUGGAAGUAUCGGCAAGUACAAGUCAAGAGGAUCCUGAUCAGCCUGAUGUGUCACCUGCUUGUGUUAGUUGUGCACACCUUUUAACAGAGAACAGAAAACUGUCCAGAGAUGUUAAAACAUUCAGGGAAAUUAUGAAAAGGCGACAAAAAGAAGUAAAAAAAUUCCGGAGAAAAAGUAAGAAUAAAGUAACCUUUGGGUUUCCUUCUAUUUGAGAUGGGUUGAGUUGGAAAGUGGGCCAAUUUGAUAUAUUUUUAGGGAACCAUAAUGGAAUAUGUUCAUUUAUAUUUUUAGUAAAUAACUUGGAAUCGAGAAUAAAGAAAUUAAAAACAGCUGUCAAGAGUCCAGAGAAAAGCAAAGGAGUAGAAGAAGUCAUUGCUACUGACAGUGAUGAGAAUGAGGAGGAUUAUGAAAUGGAAGAAGAGUACUCUGAAGAAGAAAGUAGCUCUCAUGCAUCCCAGUAUGAAACUGAAACAGAAACAUCUGAAACUGAGGACUCAAUUGACUUGGACAUGUAAGUUAACAUGUUGUGUUACAGGUUAUAUCUCUACAAGAAACAUAUGAAUUUCCUACCCCAUCAUCAUUACAAGUUUUUAUGUGUUUUUCUACCCCGGGUGCCAGAGGUUCUUCCACGCUCGUAGGUGGGUAAUGGAAGAUAAUGGGGCAUGUGGCACUCAGGGUAGUGUUAUUCUCAUUCAUUAAUUAAGAAGUAAUUAUUAUAUGGCAACCAUCACUUCCGGUUAAAUGGCAGACUGUGAUUGGCUGAGAAGCACUUUCAGCCGUCCAUCAUUUUCUCGUAAUGGACCGACGGUCUAUUAUGUAAAAAUAAACGCACACAUUUUAAAAAAUGAAUUAAAAAUUUUAAAAUUUAAUUUGUUAUUAAUAAGAUAUCUGCGAAUGGUUUUAAGUGAAAUUAGGAAGGAAUACAUUGGUAAUUUUUGUUUUCUUCGACCAAAUGUGUACCACUAAUACUACUAAUAUCAGUAAUAUGCAUUUCAAAUCAUGCAUUUCUUGUUUGAUAAACAUUUUAUUAAUUAACCUCGCUUGCUCUGUCUUUAGAGAGAAAUAUCGGACCUUGGUCUUUUUGUACCAACCUUUCGGUCUGUACAAAAAAAGACCUUGCGCUCAAUUAAUAAGAAUUUAAUAAUCUUUUAAUUUUUUUAUCUCCUAGAUUACCCCUGGCAGGCACAAACCUACGGACAGAACCAAAGCAUAUUGUAUUUCUGUCCAACUUACUCCAAUUGUUCAAGUUCUGCCAAAUAUGCAAGCAUGAUAACCCUGAGAUAGAAGUGAAAGAAUGUGGAACAAGUGUUUCAAUAAAGUUAAAAUGCCCUUCGUGUAUGCAGGAGAUGGAUUGGCAUAGUCAGCCAUAUAUGCCUGGUUCAAAUUCACAGAUAAGAGCUGGUAAUUUCCUUCUUAGCUUCUCAAUACUGGUUAGUGGAGGAUCACCUGGAAGGACUGUGAAGCUUUGCAAACAUAUUGGACUUGGCUGCAUCAGUUUGAAAACAUACUACAUAUAUCAGAGGGUGAGUAAAAGAAUAUACAAUAUAAGUUGCUUUUACAUUACCAUCUUGCCCCCAACAUUUCAAUACUAAUCUAUGGAUGUGCUGGUUAUUACAUAGUUACUGUAUUAGUAGGAGCUGAUACAAUUGUAAAGUGUAAAUUGAAACAGAUUGGUUAAAAUAACACAUAAAUUGGUUAUUUCAGUCUUGAAUGGAAGGUAUUAUUAAAACAUCACUAAAAUACUUUUUCUGUUGUAGGAAAAAUUAUUUCCAACAAUUCACAUAUAUUGGGAGAAAUACCAAAAGAAUGCAUUGGAAAAAGUUAAAAAAGAGAGCAGUGAUGAGAUAGUUGUUGCAGGAGAUGGUAGGCAUGAUAGUAUGGGCCACAGUGCCAAGUUUUGUGCUUAUACCAUCUUCUGUUGCAAUGUACCCAUGAUAAUUCACUUCGGCAUUGUGCAGGUAUACAGUAUGACAUGCUCUGCAUUUUAAAUAACACAGAGUAAUUUUUAUUCGCAAUAUAAUGGAUUACAUUAAAUUUUGAAUUUAGAGAAAUGAAGCUGGAAGUAGUCCUGCCAUGGAAUUUAUGGUAUUCAAGAAGUGUAUGGAUGAUCUAAUUGGUUGGGACCUUCUGAUUCAAACAUUCAUCUCCGAUAGGCACAAGUCGAUCUCCAGUCAUAUGAGGAAAGUGUUGAAGCACAUAACUCAUUACUUUGACAUUUGGCAUUUGAAGAAAAGUAAGUUUGUUGAAUUAAUUUUUUAAUAUUGCAUGUACUGUUGUAGGACCAGUAUCUGGUUACCUUGCUUGUUUCCAGUGGGUUUCUCAACCUCGUACCCGGGGUCUUUCCUCUUGUGGAGAAAAGAUCCUGGUAGACGCUGGUCACAUGAUUUGCUAAAAUUUAGCAGAUUUCUAUUUAACUACCUUUGGAUUCCUUUACGACAAUCAUCAAAAAGCAAUUUAUAAUUUAACUUUUCUCCCCUCGCCAAGAGGAAAGACCUGGUACAAGGUUGUGGGUUUCUUGGCAGUCAGUUAUAAUUUGAUGAUGUAAAGACACAAGUUAUUUUCUUAUUUUUCAUAGAAAUUCGUAAGGUGCUGUCCAAGAUAGCUAAAGAGAAAGGUUUUGAAGAUUUGGCUGACUGGAUCAAGCCAUGUCUUAACCACCUUCAUUGGAGUGCCACAUCGACAUAUGAUGGUAAUGGCUUGGUUAUCUGGGCCAAGUUUAAAGCAUUUAUGAGCCAUGUUGUGAAUGAGCACUCUGAUUUAGAAGAUCCUCUCUUUAACAAAUGUGCUCAUGGUGAUAUUGGCCCUAGGAAAUGGUUAACAAAAGGUAUGUUGAACAAAAUGAUCACCUAUAAAAUAUAAAGAGAGAGUAUUUUUGAUACAUACAGAAGUUUAUAACUAAAUUUUUAAUAGAGUAGUCCAGUCAAUCUGUGACCAGAGGUCAAAGAAAUUGCAAUAGAAUUUUUUUCAGUGGUAAAAUGUGAGGGAAGGUGUCCUGAUUAACUAUACUAAAAAUCCAAAAAAGUCCCUUCGGUGGAACAUGGUGAAGAUCAAGUUUUUCCUAUAUACCUAUACCUAUAGAAAACCAUUGUGGAUAGAAUGUUCAAAUUUUGAAAUCAUUUUUAGGCAAAUGUAACCUACAUUAUUGGAAAGCUUAAACAAAACUAUAUUAAGGUCAAUUAAACCGUUAUAUUCAAUUUACUGGUCAGUUUGUCGUUAUUCUAGCUCAAAGUUGGAAAAAUAGCGCAAAAUUUGCACAAAAUACAAAUUUAUGGCAUUUUAAAUCUUGUAUAACUUCGGCUGGAUAGGCAAAAGCAAGGUAACCGUUUAAUGAUCUAUAUUUUAGUUUUUUCUAAGCUUUCCAAUGAUGCAUGUUAUAUUUGGAAAAAAAAAUUUCAAAAUUUCAACAUUUUGUCCGCAAUGCAAUGGUUUUCUAUAGGUAGAAGUAAGAAAAACUUGAUUUUCACCAUGUGUUAAUAUGUUAAUCAGAACAACUUUUCUCACACUUUACCAGUGACAAAAAAUCUAUUUCAAUUACUUUGAUCAGGACCAUGUACUUAUAGUGAUUUGACUGGACUAACUUUUAGAAUAAUUGUAUUUGUUAGUGUGACAGACUUGUGAGUUGUGGUACAGCAGAUAUUUUAUAUUUAUAAGCCCAAAAUAAAAGCAAAAUAUGUAGAGUAACUAAUUGAUAGAAUGCUGGUUGUUGUACUGUAUGUAACUUAAACUGUUGAUAGCUGUGUUACACUGUUACACUUAAAAAAUGUUCCUGGUACAGUAUACAUAUCUUGAAUUAAAAACUGAAGCAUAUAAUAUUUUACAAUUUUAAAAUGUUAUAACAUUCACCACAUAUAGGAACCCCGUUACAUGAUCGGCUUUGUGCAGAGCUGACGAAGAAAUUCCUGGUUGCUGGUAUAAAGAAAGCUUCACCAUUAGCUCAAACCAGCUGUUUGGAAGGCUUUCAUUCUGUUCUAAACCACUUUGCCCCAAAGAUGCUGGCAUAUUCCUACACUGGAAUGUAUUGCCGGUAUGUACAUAUACUUUGUAAACCAAUGUUGAUUUAUCUACAGUAUUCCACUGUCUGUGGUAUUGCAAGUGCAAUACAACACACUAUUAAAUUAAUUAUUGUACCCGGAAAGUAAAAUUGCACUUCAAAGUUUCAAAGUAAUUUCCAGAAUGAAGGGUCAUUUUGUUCUUAUUUUUCAGGUUACUGUAUUUUUACCACACUUUUAUUACCACAUAUUACUUUAUGUUGUUUUGCAUCAUAAAAAUGGCAUUAGAAUAUAUUCUAUGAGACAUACAGUAUAUUCUACUAUAAUCACAGCAAGAUGAAAUUAAUUUAUUGUGAAUAUUUCAAUUUGAUAGGCAUAUCUUAGCAGCUGUUCAUUUCAACUGUAACCUCCAAAGAGAUGUUCAGUUGCACAAGACGACCAACCAGAAAAGGAUUACAGCAUCAUAUCCCAAGUUCAAGAAUGGUGAGGCAGUUGUUCGGGAUGUCAGAGUGAAGCCAAAUUUUGGUAAGAUAAUUUUGGUAUCUGUGAAUUCCCAGAAUAUUCUCCAUCUAUGUCUCUUGCUAUGUUUUAGUGAAGUCGAUAUGCUCCCUGCCUAUGGCCUAUACCCUCCUCAGACCAUAGAGAUUAUAAAUAACACUAGAGGAGACAUCGCAAUCUUGACAUCAGGCAAAAAAAGUAAUGCUGCUAUGAGGGGGAGGGGGGGGGAGCAAUGAGAGCACAAUUUUAUAUCUGGGACUUGAAUUUUCCCCCAAUUAGCCGCGUUCCCAUUUUUUAACCUUGAUGUGUCGUCUAGUGUUAUUUAUAAUCUCUAUGCCUCAGACAUCCACCAUACAAUACACACCCACCAUAUUUGACCGAAAUAAUUAUAGUGAAAUAUUGAUCAAUGUAUACCAUGAACCCACGUAUAUAUCCAUGUUUGAUUUGUACAGAAUACAUCGAAGAAAUAUUUCAAACUUUUCUUAAUGCUACCAAAGAUGAUCUCAAAAAGGCAGCCAAGCAACUGAAAGAGAAUGCCCCACCUGCUAUGAAUAUGAUGCUUAACAAGCAAUCAAAAGCAGAGGCAGUUAAGAAAAGAGAUGAGAGGAAAAAAAUUGUUGUGAAGAAUGUCCCUCCAACCACACCAGGUAUUUAAUUUAAUUAAACAUUAAUUAAAACAUAUUGUUAUUAUUCAAUUAUUUUGUACCAUGUCUUAAUUGCAAAGUGCUUACAUGUAGAUAACCAGUGGCGGAAACUGGGGCGGGGGCAGGGGGCGAUUUCGCCCGCCCGCUCCGAUUACUUUAGCUACCUUUCAUUUUGAAAAAUGCAACAUGAGGGCCACAAACUAUACCUGGCAAAUAAGGGGCUCCCAUAGCCAGAUGACGUAAAAAAUCAUGUGUAUAGGCGCACUUUCACCUUUAGAAUUGAUUUCUGGCAUUUCCAGAGAUCGAAAUGUCACACUAUUUACAUUUGUUUUGAAAUUGUAUUUCCAGUUGGGAUUAGCUCACAGUCGAACCAGAAAUGGAAAUACUAUGACAGAUACAAAUUUGAAGAUUUUGGCUCGAAAAUGACACUCUAAAUAGUGUCUUUGAUAGCGAUCCGAACAAGAGCAUUUCCCCAUACCCCCUAGAAAUCUUGUGCCAAAGGCACUCAUCCCCCCUAUAUUUCGCAAAGUUUCCGCCACUGUAGAUAACCCAGUAUGCUUGCUGUUAAUAUAAAUCUUUUUGUUACUGUAGUUUCACUAGUUGUUGCACAGAGCCAAAAGAAGUGUAAAGCACCACCAAAAUGCAGGGCAUGUAAACAACCCAUGAAAGGACACAAGUUUGUCACAGAUUGUCCAAGGAAUGCAAGGAGCACACCAUAG